GAAACUAAAGCAAGUCUCCUGUUUUCAUUUAGAAAUGGAGGACGAAAUUGCUGCGCUUGUUGUUGACAAUGGCUCCGGUAUGUGCAAGGCCGGGUUUGCUGGGGAUGACGCUCCUCGUGCAGUUUUCCCCUCCAUUGUUGGACGUCCCAGACACCAGGGUGUGAUGGUGGGAAUGGGACAGAAGGAUAGCUAUGUGGGAGACGAGGCUCAGACCAAGAGGGGUAUUUUAACCCUGAAGUACCCCAUUGAGCAGGGCAUCGUAACCAACUGGGAUGACAUGGAGAAGAUCUGGCAUCACACCUUCUACAACGAGCUCCGUGUUGCUCCUGAGGAACAUCCAGUCCUGCUGACAGAGGCGCCACUCAACCCCAAAGCUAACAGGGAGAUGAUGACUCAGAUCAUGUUUGAGACCUUCAACUGUCCUGCCAUGUAUGUGGCCAUCCAGGCUGUCCUGUCACUGUACACCUCUUGUCGUACCACAGGUAUCGUGAUGGACUCUGGUGAUGGUGUAAGCCAUACUGUCCCAAUCUACGAAGGCUAUGCUCUGCCUCACGCUAUCCUCCGUCUGGAUCUGGCUGGUAGAGAUCUGACCGAUUACCUGAUGAAGAUCCUCACAGAGAGAGGCUACAGCUUCAAUACCACUGCUGAGUGUGAAAUUGUGCGAGACAUCAAGGAGAAGCUCUGCUAUGUGGCUCUGGACUUUGAGCAGGAAAUGCAGACAGCAGCUUCAUCUUCAUCCUUGGAGAAGAGCUACGAGCUUCCUGAUGGCCAGGUCAUCACCAUCGGCAACGAGCGGUUCCGCUGUCCUGAGGCCCUGUUCCAGCCUUGUUUCCUUGAAAUGAAGUCUGCUGGUGUUCAUGAAACCACUUACAACAGCAUCAUGAAGAGUGACGUGGACAUCCGUAAGGACCUGUAUGCCAAUACUGUCCUGUCUGGUGGUACCACCAUGUACCCUGGAAUUGCUGACCGCAUGCAGAAGGAGAUUACAGCCCUGGCCCCACCCACCAUGAAAAUCAAGGUUAUUGCUCCACCUGAGAGGAAGUACUCUGUCUGGAUCGGUGGCUCCAUCCUGGCCUCCCUGUCCUUCUUCCAGCAGAUGUGGAUCAGCAAGCAGGAGUACAAUGAAUGUGGUUCAUCUAUUGUCAAUCGAAAGUGCUUCUAGGACACAUUUUUUCCU
Fundulus heteroclitus (mummichog) is the source of this 1177-nucleotide messenger RNA. RefSeq names its product actin, cytoplasmic 3-like. The record is from RefSeq and is a predicted model, not a curated record. The transcript has 8 exons. NCBI's taxonomy places the organism in Eukaryota, Metazoa, Chordata, Actinopteri, Cyprinodontiformes, Fundulidae. The coding region runs from base 35 to 1162 and encodes 375 amino acids.